ACAUUCCCCAGUUGGAUAGGAGCUCCUCCCCUGUGGCCUAGUUGGUGCGCCCAAUUAGUACUGAUCUUACCUUACGGUGAGAUCCCACUGUAAGCGGCCCAUAGUGUACGAUGCCAUCGAAGAAUGUUGAAAAGAACCGGAUUCACUCAUACGCAAGUUGAUGAUUCCACUAAAGGUUUCCCCCCCUACUAGGCACUUCUUCCUGAAAUCAGGUUGUCGGGUCGAGUGGCAGGGUUUUUGGUUCCGAAGCAGAAGUCAAGUUUUUGUUUUUGCACAUCGCACAAACCAUUCAUUCGCUUGCUGAACGCGCACUGUAUGUAAACAAACGACAACGAAAUCAAGAGACGACGUUAAUCGAUCGACACCUGCUAGACCAACACCAGCAGCAGCAGCAGUCAGACCGUUGACUGCAAAUCCUCGGCGAAAACAACCUUGUCAACGAGCCUCAAGCGACUCUUUUAGCUGUUUAUCGAAACUAGUUGUAUACCGCUCGAACGCUAGAAGUCAAAUCAAGAUGACGACCUCGACCUCCGCGACGUUGACGACUCUGGCCCACCACCCUCGACUUGGACGAUUUCUCUACACAUAUCGAGAAACCUGCCACGAUACUCCGGAGCCGUGGUGGUGAUGCUCAUGGGACCCUUUCGAUCGAUGAGAUUCCAGGCGUCCACGAGCAGCGUCAUAAGUUUCGCCCGGACCUUGUGCUUUGCCCAGAAAAAGUCGAGGAUCAGAGCGCGAUACAGCCAUUUGCCGUCCUGGGACGGAACCCCUGUUCGCCAGUCCAGGGGCUCAGGGUCGCGAAAUGGAUCAUCACUACUCGCAGGUAUUGUGGAUGGUCUUGGAAUUCGCACCAGCAUCAGACUGUAGUCGACUGCAUUGUGGCGUGCAAGCAGCUCGGUGUCAGCUUGUAGGGCUUCCAGAAACGCGUCGGCCUGUGAUUGACUCAAGCGCAUUUUGUCGUUGAAUUCAUCGGCAAGUUUCGACUUGGUCGCCUGCGACGCAAGCUUACCGCCGGCGAUGUCCCGCUCGGGAAAGAAGUAGGACAUGGGCUUCAGGUCAAAGGUCUGCCAGUUGGAGUCCUCGUCCUGGCCGUGCAACAGAUUCUCCAUGACAAGAUGGUAGUUCGGUGCCAGGCCCAACAGACCGCCGAGACUGUGGUACUUCCAACCCAAGAAGUCGGUGAUGCGCACCAGCAGCGAUUGCGGGUGUGAUUCCAUGUGCGCGACGUACGGUUCCAGUAAGUCGUCGCGGAAGAAUGUAUGCUCGAACCGCCGUGGAACCGACUUGAUCAGGUACUUGUUGUCCCUGGUUGUGAAGAACGUCUGCAUGGAGAGGCCAUAUAUCAGCCCCGGAGUUUUCACAUUCUUCUAUAGGUGGGGGGCUCUCUGCCGUCCGGGGUUGCAAGCAAUAAGUUACAAACUUACCGAUCCUGAAUACCCCAUGUCGCCUUUGGGUAUGAGCGGAUUCUCGCCCUGGAAGCUGGCUUUGUAGUCAUCUUCGGAUAUCUUCCAUGUUUGGUUCCGUAGUCUUUGGAAGAGGUCCGGUCGGAACCGGGUCAGGACGAGCGCAUAUAGCGCGAAGAUCUUGCGGAGCCAAUGCCAGAAUCGGAAACCGCUGUCAGCCCUGUCCCCUUGGAGGACGGCGAGUGCUAUGGACCGCGAGAUGUACUCAUCGCGGCUUCCCAUGAUAUCUGGAGAGAACCCGGCUGCAUAUGCUAGAAAGGACGAGAAACAAUAGAUCAAAAAUCGUGAACGGCCGACGGGGAAAGGGACAGGAGAGAAUCGUUGGGUUUGUGUGCAAUUUUGUUGUCAAUUUCAUGGAAACUUUGACACGAUCCCUGCCUGUUGAAGCCACGCGAGCAAGUCAACAAUGUGACGUCAAGGCCACUUCAGCCUUGUCGCCCCUGGAACGUGACGAGGCUGCGCUCCUACUGGGCCCCUGCCACUCAGGCUGCAGUCGACCAUGGUCAAGCUUCAACAUCGACGAGUUCUUACGAGUGUAUUUUGACGCCUCGUGAUUAUGCAUACUAGCAAGUACUGCAGGAUGCAGACCGGAAGUCAAUUUCUACAUUUCGUAACUUGACCCUUAUUGCAGCGGCCCGCCCCGGGAGUGACUGGUCUGCCCUCCUGCACGAUACAGUCACGCCCUCCGAGUCUAUCGCCAAGUUCAUGGAGGAUACAUCGGAUCGAGGCAUUGUGAUGCGGUGCUUUUCAUGCCACAUGUCACAUAAGAGGGUCACAUCUUGACUAGGACAGCAGGAAAGCCUUCAAUUUCAAGAUGUCCAGUCUGAUCGGGUCCAGGCCCGCCUGAUUGAGCACUAUCCGAACUGUGAGCGAUACUUCACAAUGAAACGUCCGACUGCCAGUGUAAGUUAGGUACCUACAUAUGUAUCUGGUAUACAGCAUUCAAGAAAUCCAACAUAUGCUACUGUCUCCAGAACGAUUCAACUUGAAGUUGAAGUCGGGAUGCACAGCGAGUCAGAAGACACGCCUAACUUGAUGCAGUAAUUAUCGGGGAUUAUCCACCUCGUAAAUUUCGGCCACUAAUCACUCUAUUGCGGAGUACUACAAUUGUAUGUCUUGAACGGAUCUCAAUGACAUUUCCAUCUUCACAGUCUUGAAGCCCAUUGCCAGCAUCUGCUUUGUCCCUCCGCUUCCCGACUGCACAAAAACCAAAGCAGCUUUACGAUAGUUUUUACGAUAGUUUUCUUGCACCAGUCCAUAUCCUUUCCACCAACGCAGGGCCCUUCUUCCGACUCCAAAAGCUCAAGAGACCAUCCUCGGUGUCUUCGCGAUGAACACUAGAAAUCCAUUCGCAGUCUGCUCUUUACAGCGCUCAGUGCGCCAUGCCCUCCUACACAUACCUAGGGGCCCAUCCUCCUCAUCCCAGGCCAGUGGGAUCCUCAGGAAAAGCAUCCAAUCCAGCAUUCCCACCAGAACGUUAGGGACAAGCACAUCCAAAUCUACACAAACACCACUACGCAGCUCUAGAUACCCAACAUCCUCCACAUCCAGGUCCAUUUCCUCCUCAGUUCGAAGACACACUUCCACCGCAGCCGACUCCCCAGCAUCCACCUCCAACCCCUCAAGAAUCGUUCGCCCACUCGUCCCUCCGCCCAAAGAAGGCAGCGGCCCUCUCCUGUCCCGACGACCCGACCGCGCCCUCCCCGAACUCCCCCGCCGCAGCACAUGGACCUAUACACUACCCAUCUUCCUGUUCCUAGUCGGCUUCUCCAGCGUCGCCAUUUUCAACUACCAAAAAUCAUCCAGUUCGACCGUCAACGCGAUCCUGUACGCCUUGCGGACCAACGAGCAGGCGCGGGCCUUGCUCGGCGACGAGGUCUACUUUGCUAGCAAAGUGCCCUGGAUCCGGGGUGAAUUGGCGCCCCUACAGGGCACGAUCGACAUUACUUUCUGGGUCAAGGGCACGAAGAACGAGGCGCAGGUGAAAUUUGUUUCGAUCCGCAAGAGGCGUGACGGCUACUUUGAGACGCUGGAGUGGAGUCUCAGAACGAAGGAUGGGAAGGUGAUUCAUUUGUUGGAUAAGGAGGGGUCGAAUGAUCCGAUGGCGGGGACGAAGAUAUGAUGAUGAAGGCCCCUAAAAGGUGAAAGUCGGAUGCAGCGGAGGGUUGCAUUUUGCGUUUGUACAAAAGUGUAAGAAAUGUCUGGAUGCUACAGGUGUGCCGGUGAUGGGGAGAGAUUACAGUAGAAAAGAGGUGAUUCGAAGGAUAUGAGAGGAUAGUAGGGAAAACAAAAGCUGAUCUGAGCCGAGCCGAGCAGAGCAGAAGCUGACCGGAGCAUACAUACGGGCACAGCUGGGCAGAUCAGAAUCCGCCGCACACUCCUCGACUACAGACACAGACUGUGAGACGCCCCUCGUGUCCUGCUUAUACGGUAUGGGAAAAAAUUGCAGGGUUGAUGCAUAACAUACCGUCUAUGGCUGGGAGGCAAUCUUUCUCCUGCGCUGCUUCUCCACCGAAGGCACCCCACAAAGCUGAAUCUGAUAAACCUCUGGAAGACAUGGUCAUGCCCAACAUUGGAACGCUCAUCCGUCGGCUACGACAGUUCUGGGCAAUGCUGAUUAGGAUGCACAUGUGCACUCGACGGACCGGAGAAAGGACACCCUAGAGUCAGAAAUCGAGGAGUAUAUAAGACAGAAUCUCCACAUUGUAUCAACACACAAAGUAAGACAAAGUUCCUAUGCCCAUCCUGCCCGCCGAAAGCGAGAUGAUAUGAGAUGAGACGUGCCCCAGUUUGGACAGUUCCUGUAUUUUCUUUAUAUUAUAGCCUCCUGAUCAGCCAUAUAAUUUAUGCUCUUCUCUCGGCA
Molecule: messenger RNA, 4326 nt
Organism: Exophiala dermatitidis NIH/UT8656
Lineage: Eukaryota; Fungi; Ascomycota; Eurotiomycetes; Chaetothyriales; Herpotrichiellaceae
Exons: 1
Coding region: 2794-3585 (263 amino acids)
Biological process (GO): mitochondrial respiratory chain complex IV assembly
Cellular component (GO): mitochondrial inner membrane
Source: RefSeq, a predicted model, not a curated record